Messenger RNA from Sceloporus undulatus (fence lizard), 5370 nucleotides. It is a transcript of the gene CDR2L, whose product is annotated as cerebellar degeneration related protein 2 like. The transcript is spliced from 5 exons. The coding region runs from base 1058 to 2449 and encodes 463 amino acids. The record is from RefSeq and is a predicted model, not a curated record. NCBI's taxonomy places the organism in Eukaryota, Metazoa, Chordata, Lepidosauria, Squamata, Phrynosomatidae.
CUCCCUCUCUCUCUCUUUCUCUCUCUCUGGAUCCCAGAGGAAUGCAAGUCUCCAAUCCGCCUAAGAAGAGCUAAAAUGCAGCUGGCAUUCCUGGGCUGAAAAGGCUCGGCGGGGGAGAAGGAGGGAGCUCCUCCUCAGGCUCCUUCCCUCCAUCCCGCUCCCCUGGCUUUUGCACGGGCUUUCCUUGCAGCACUUCCAGGCUAGAGGUCUCCUCCGAGGAGCUGCACCGCUUCCUUUGUGCAUCAUCCCCAUCCCCCGCCAGCCAGCCAGCCAAGCCGGAGCCCUCCGCUCGCUCGCUCCCCAGGUGCAGCGGACUGACUCCUGCCCUCCGCAACAAAGGAGAACAGGACCUGCGGCAAGGCGCCCCCCCAAAAGCAAGGCUUGGCCAAGGAAGGAAGGAAGGUGCGCCAGGUCCGCGGCCUGCCUUUCCCUGCUCGCCUUGCAAGAAGGGGAUGCCAAGCCUGGAGGAAAGAGCUGGGAGGCUGGGGCCCCCGCUGCAGCCUGGAUCACCAGGAAGAGGAAGCCUCUGCUGCAAAGGCUUUGUCCCAGGCUCAGGUUCGCCCAGGAUCAGCCCCUGGCAGGCCCAGCCUGGCCCAGCCCGGCCUUAGAGAGGAGGAGGAGGAGGAGGAGGGCCCACGGGACCCUGGGUCACAGCCCUCACCUCGCCUUCUUCCAGCAGGCUUUUCUUUAUCCCUGCCUGUCUCCCUUCCUUCCUUCCGUUCCCCCCCCUCUCUCUCUCUCUUUCUUUCUGCAGUAUAUUGCUCUAUAUUUCUCUUUGAGAGCUCAGCUUUUCUUUGCUUGCCAUUCUCUCUUUUGGAUGUUUGAAGAGUAAACUGGUCCCUGCCUUCCUUCAGAUCUGGUCCCUGGGAUCACAUCCCUUGUUCCACCAGUCUUUUUUUAAUCCCUGUCUCUCUCCCUUGAUUCUUCUCUCCCUCCCUCCCUCUCUUCCUUCCUUCCUUUCUCUCUCUCUCUCUCUCUCUCUGCGGUGUAUGUGUGAGAGCCCAGCCUCUCUUUGCUGGCCACUCUCCCUUUUGGAUGUUUGCGGAGUAAACUGCUGAUGCUGAGCGCCGACAGGAUGGAAGAGUUUCAGAGCGAGGAAGAAGAACCCUGGUAUGACCAGCAGGACCUGGAGCAAGAUUUGCACUUAGCAGCCGAACUGGGAAAGACAUUGCUAGAACGCAACAAAGAACUGGAGGAUUCUCUGCAGCAAAUGUAUGCAACCAAUGAAGAGCAAGUGCAAGAGAUAGAGUAUUUGACAAAACAGCUGGAAAUGUUACGGCAUAUGAAUGAACAGCAUGCUAAAGUCUACGAGCAGUUGGAUAUGACAGCCCGGGACCUUGAACUGACUAAUCAGAAGCUCGUGUUAGAGAGUAAAGCAUCUCAGCAGAAGAUACAAUGCCUGACAGAAACCAUUGAGGGACUUCAGAACCAAGUAGAUGAGCUACAGAAGCAGGUGGAAGAAUUGCAGAGCCUUGAUCAGCUGCGUGUCCGAAGAGAGAAGAGAGAGAGGCGCCGAACCAUCCAUACUUUCCCUUGUCUCAAGGAGUUGUGCUCAAGUCCCAGAUAUGAAGAUGCAUUCCAGAUUCACAGCUCUUCAAUGGAGUUUAAUCAGAUGCCCUUGGAACGUGAGAAUGAGAGAUUACAAGCAAUGGUGAAUUCUCUCAGGUCCCAGGUCAAUCAGGAGAAACAGCGGAAGGAGCGGGUGGAGAGAGAGUACACAUCCGUCAUCCAGGAGUACUCAGACCUUGAGCAGCGAGUAUGUGAGAUGGAAAGCUGCAAACUGCGCAUUAAAGAACUGGAAUCAGAGUUAUUAGAACUCCAGCAGAUGAAACAAGUCAAGAAGUAUCUCCUCAGCAGAGAGGACAACCUGUCAGAAGCACUUCUGGAACCAUUAAACAAUGCCCCAGAAGCUGACUACAUUGACCUAUCUGAGGAAGAAGGAGGUAAAAACCAUAAUGCAUCCAUGGCAGCCUCCCCAAACCAUCCUGUACGGAAAAGCUGUAGUGACACUGCCCUAAAUGCCAUUGUGGCCAAGGAUGCUGUAAGCCGCCAUGAAGGCAACUACACACUCCAUGCCAAUAAUGUACGGAAGAGGGGAAUGUCAAUUCUUAGGGAGGUGGAUGAACAAUACCAUGCUCUUUUAGAGAAGUACGAGGAACUCCUCAGCAAGUGCCGACAGCACAAGGACAGUGUGCGCCAUGCUGGUGUCCAAACCUCUCGUCCCAUCUCUCGGGAUAGCUCCUUUAGAGACUUCCGGGGAGAGGGCUAUGAGCUAGAUGAGCUCAAGACAAUGGAGAAGAGCCUUAGCAAACAUGUGGAGGCUGUGGACAAGAGAUUAGAGCAGAGUCAGCCAGAGUACAAGGCCCUCUUUAAAGAGAUCUUCUCCCGUAUCCAAAAGACAAAAGCAGACAUCAAUGCCACCAAGGUGAAAAAGAAGACAAGCAAAUGAAUUCUAUCACAUUUGUUUUACUUCAGCAUCAAGCCCUUCUCUUUAGCCCCAGGACACAUUGCAUGGCCUUCUUCCUCCAAGACCUGGAAGCUUCUUUUGUUGAUGUCUUGCACAGAAAGGGGGCCUUUUUGCAGUGUUUGAGGAGAACCCAGGUCACAAGCCAAAAAAGCAAGGAGUCUUGCAGCACCUUAAAGAAUAGCACAUUUUAUUGGUUCAUACUAAUGAAAACUUAGGAGAUACUCACAUGGGGAAAAGUAAUGGUAGCAUAGUGGGAUGCUCCUGUCACUAUUGCUCAAUUGCGUGAGGAUUUUCAGAUGAUGUUGUACAACAUCACAAUAAUCACGUCAUUAUCCCAUGAAUAAAGAGGAAUUCUAGCACUGCUUUUCAUUCAUGGAAUUAUCAUGAAAUCACACAACGUCAUCUGAAUAUCUUUCCACAGUUGUGCAGUAGUGACAGGAGUAUCCCACUAUGCUCCUGUCACUUUUCCCUAUGUGAAGAUCUCCUAAGUCUUCAAAGCUCUGUGAUAUAAUAAAAUGUAUGUACGUAUCUUUAAGGUGCCAUAAAGCUCUGUUGGCAUUUUUUCUGCAACAGAAUAACACGGCUGCCCUAGAAAUUGUUAAAAUCAGUGCUCCAAACUUCCUGGGUCCCUGAAUGUGCUGCAAAAGCAAAAUGUUGUUGUAGUUGGUAUCCAAGAUUUUACAAGGGAACUUUCCCCAUCCUUACACAGCCACAAGUAACAAACAGGAGUAGUUAGACCAAUAAACCACAGUCUCACCUUCUCCCAGAGCCACUGUUUGCUUUUCUGUGGGCAACAUAGAAUCAAGGUCAGAUUUCUUACUAUGCCCUGGAAUGUCCUGGACAUAACACGUAAAAAAGAAAAAAUGUUUUGCUCACCAGAGGCAACUUUUGUUCAUGCAGUUUUUCUAUCCUCUUUUCCUAUUUCUUUUCUUCCUGUGAAGAACCCAUAUGGUGCAUCAGCAAGACUUUUAACUGAACUGCUCUCUUUCAUGAAGAAGAGUAUGUUCUUCCUGUUGAAGCCAUCCUUUAUUGGUCAGGUUUUUCAAUAUUUACAAUGUAAUUUCAUUGCAACUGGAAUAACUUGAAGAGAAAUGUCAGACUGAUUGGUGUCACAUCUUCAUCAAGCAUACUCAGUUGUUCUGCUUGUAAGACACAGUGAGCUUAGCAUUUACAUUUCCUUCAGUAUUUUAGUUCAGUAAGCAAGUUAUUAUCAUUUUAUUCAUAUAACUUGGACUUCCCUAAAAGCCAAGCAAGAAGUGCUAUUACUGGCUUGGAAAGACACCUUUAUCUUUAUUUGGGUGUUGGUUUUCCAUGCCUUGCUGUUCACAUGAGUAUUCCUUAAUUGUCUUUUGUGGCUGGCUCCUAAGACAUGAUUUGCAUGAGCUUGCAAAAACUAAUAGUGAUAACUCAAGUAGGAAUACAUCAGCAAAACACAGCAAAUCUGGUUCUUAUCACUAAUACUGUUUAUCAUACUGUUCCACAUACUCACUUGUUAGACAACCCUCCCCAUUAUCAAACUGCCUUUCCUAAAGGCUCUCUAUACUCCACAUAUAUAUAUAUAUAUAUUUAUUUAAAAUACAACUCACAUGCAUAUAACACAUACCUUUACACAAAAAGCCUCUCUCCAGUCUCAGGAAUCAUCAGUAUCCAUUUCAACGAAGUAUAAGAUGGGGCUCCUUAAGACACACAUUAUUAAGUGGAAUUUAGUUAUGGUCACUUGCAUAUAUAAAGAUAAGCAGUAUUAUAUUUCACUAACCUUAGGAUACACAUAUCAGAAUUCUCACUUGUGUGGGAAAACCAUAGCAAUGGUUAUUUACUUACCAAGCAGUAUUAUACUUGAAGAAAUUUUGAAUCUGUUUCUUGUUUUAGUUGUACCUGAAUAACACCCAUACUGUGUGUGUGUGGGGGGGGUUGGAAUUAUGCUAGUGUAAAUGAGACUUCAGUCUGCCAUUUAGUUAUUUUCAGCAUAUGGCCUUGACGUUCUCUCUUCUUUAGACAUGGUUCUGUCUUUGACUACGAUCCUCAGACUACAUUCUUUGGAAUAGCCUAUGUCACCAAGCUGCUCCAGCUUGGGGAUCAGGGUUUCUUACAGAUGACUUUCACCGUAGCAGUUACUGUAUUAUCAUUUUUGUCGCUUGGUUGUGUUUUUACAUGUCAUUAUUCUACACAUGGGUUUGACCUGAAGCCAGUAUUGUGAAUUAAGUAAAUACAGGGUAAGAAGGCAAUCAUGUGGGAGGUGAGAAUUUAACACAAACAGAAUGAGCAUUACCACUCCUCCACCACCAGAUUGUCAUCUCGUUAUGUGUUUGCUAUGUUCUUGCCAAGGGAAUUGUUCUGGGGUCCUUGUGUUCAGCCAAUUGAAGUUGUUUUUGUAAUAAUGUGAAAGUACUUUUGAGUUAACCUGCCCUGGGGACUCUUUGUCUUGAAUAGAUUCUUCCUCUACUAUUAAUGCCAAAACUUCUUUUGUACCCUUGAUGUGGCCCAACUUUGAAGUAUUGGGAGCCAUACACAUGAUUGUGGCUACCAUUUUGGUAACCAUACAACAAACCUUCAUGCCUUACAGUGAAAUCAGUAAUCUGUAAAAUAAACAAAGGAAGUUGGUUUUCUUGGAGCAUUUACCUUGCUCUGUAUUGCUGUCCUCAUAGCUGCUGGUGUAUUCAUUAAUUUUCUUUGACUACCUUUUUACUAAGGGACUUUUGAACCAGUGUUUGCUCUAAAGCCAUCUGUUUGUUGCAUCAGUAUUUGGGGUGGGGGUGGGCCAUUGCCGUCAUUCUUGGUUUCAAACAGUGUGCAAACCAGCAUCACAGUUUAAGUGUAGGAUACUUAAAAUUAAUAUAUUUAAAAAUGCUUUAUUCUCUUCUUAAAUAAAGAAAAAAGAAACACCAGUAUUCUGAACUCUGAAA